CACCGCUCAUUGCACGUUGAUUUGAACAGAUCGGUAAUCCAUUGUUUUUCCUUACAGUCAGUCAAUGAUUAUCGAUCCCACUGAUCCAAAGUUCAACACAAAUACCUGCCAUGACACCUGCGAGGAAGAUGAUUAAAAGAUGUCGCUAAAGACUUUUUCACGGCUACUUUUCCGUUUUUCACUCAACCCCAGUGGCAUCGCCUCCAAAAGGCCGCUUUGUGAGCGACAUGAAGCGGCCGCCGCGGUGCCGCUGGGUCGGGGCUCCGCUCGGGGAUACUACAACGUUGGGAAACCCAGGUAUCCCAGCCCGGGCGGGGCGCCGCACCUCCGGGUGGURGACCUCCGCAGCGACACGGUGACGAAGCCCGGGCCGGGGAUGCGACAGGCGAUGGCGGAGGCCGAAGUCGGGGAUGACGUGAUGGGGGAGGACCCGACGGUGAACAACUUGCAGAAGACUGCAGCUGAAAUGUUUGGGAUGGAAGCUGCUCUGUUCGUUCCCUCUGGAACCAUGAGUAAUCUCAUCGCAGUGAUGGUGCACUGCAGGGAGCGCGGAGACGAGAUGAUCGUGGGCGACCUGUCCCACCUGCACAUCUACGAGCAAGGAGGCAGCGCUCAGCUGGCAGGGGUCCACGCCGCCACGGUCGCCACGCGCCUCGAUGGUACGUUUGAUUUAAAACAGCUGGAGUCCAAGAUCCGCCACGGAUACCCGGACCCUCAUUACCCCCGUUCGCGCCUCAUCUGUGUGGAGAACACGCACAACAUCCAGGGAGGACGUGUGUUGCCUCUGCACUUCCUGCAGGAUGUUCGCGCUUUAGCAGAUCAGCACGGUCUGUCGGUUCACAUGGAUGGAGCUCGGGUGAUGAACGCCGCCGUGGCCCAGGGCGUGCCUGUGUCCGCCAUCCUGCAGCACACGCACACGGUCAGCGUCUGCCUCUCCAAGGGUUUAGGCGCCCCGGUGGGUUCCGUGCUUGCCGGACCUCAGGACUUCAUAUCCCGGGCGGUGCGCUGCCGUAAAGCUCUUGGUGGGGGGAUGCGUCAGGCUGGUGUCAUUGCAGCGGCCGGAAAGUUGGCUUUGCAAGAGAUGGUUGGAAGAUUAGUGGAAGAUCACCGCAACGCAAAAACUUUUGCUCAAGCACUACUCAGUUGCCAUCCUCUGUUUGCCGUGGACAUGGCAGCCGUGGAAACCAACAUCCUGCGUUUCCGAAUUGAGGACUCUGCUUUGAGUCCUCAGGAGUUUUGUGCCCGCAUGGCUCAGGUUGGGGAGGGAGAAGAAACGGCUCUGGGGCAGGGGGUGCGGGUUCUCAUGUACCCUCAUUUUGAGAACUCCGUCAGAGCUGUGUGGCAUCUUGGGAUAUCCCCUGAAGACACCCAGCUGGCCAUCCAGAAGAUGCAAUUYGUGGCUUCUCAGUACUUGAAAGAAAAAAAACAAGAACAAGUGAAAACCUAAUGCAAUCUGUUUACAGUGAAAACUGCAGUAUUGCAGGAGUAAAAAAAGACUCACAGAUGCCACUUUACAUGGGACAAAWACGAUAAGUGGCACUUUGGUUGUACCAUAUUCAAAAACUUGAAUAAAACGCUGAUUCCUAUAUUUA
Molecule: messenger RNA, 1592 nt
Organism: Austrofundulus limnaeus
Lineage: Eukaryota; Metazoa; Chordata; Actinopteri; Cyprinodontiformes; Rivulidae
Gene: tha1
Product: threonine aldolase 1
Exons: 7
Coding region: 140-1447 (435 amino acids)
Biological process (GO): L-threonine catabolic process; glycine biosynthetic process
Cellular component (GO): cytosol
Molecular function (GO): L-allo-threonine aldolase activity
Source: RefSeq, a predicted model, not a curated record